UCGCAUCCUCGUCGUCCCGUACGAGUUCUUGACGCGAGCGAGUGUUUCGAAAGUGCCGUGGAUUAUCGAAAACGAAGUGAAGUGUCGGGCGUUCGCCAACAUUCGUCGUGUCGGAUACGGGCAUGGUGCGAAGUCGUGUCGCGUUCAAUCGUGUUUCGCAUCUUCUCCGUUGCCUCGUAUCCCGAGUUUUCGACACGUGUGAAUACCGAAAAUGUCGAAAACGAAGAGUUAUGUGUAUCAAGUAUGAAUCGAGAGGAGGAGGAUCGUCGUGAGGAGGAUCUUGGAUCAAAGAACGUUCGAGAGCUGCCGCCAAAACGGAGCUGGACAGUGCGACCAGCAGUGAACGUUUACGACGAGCAGAACGAUGAUCCCGUUGAGUCGAACGCAUCGAGCGUUGUUGAAAAUUACGGGAGGUCGCCACGCUCGGCGACCUUGCUUUGACUUUGGGACACCGACUUAUCACGGCUCGUACUCGUCGAGCGGCGGUCGUCCGAGUGACGUUACGUUUCUCGUUGGUAAAAGGUUAGCGAGGCUUGUCGCGCCCGGCAGUGCUCACCUCUUCUCCAGGGAUAUCGCAGUAAAUCAGGUCACAAAGGGAAGCAUCAUCGCUAUGGCGCUGAACAAGCUCAGCAUUGACAAGGUGGAGUUGGCAGACAAGAGGGUACUCAUACGGGUCGACUUUAACGUGCCGCUGAAAGAGGGAAAGAUAACGAACAAUCAGAGAAUCGUCGCUGCUUUGGACACAGUAAAGUAUGCCAUCGACAAGAAGGCCAAAUCGGUCGUGCUGAUGUCUCAUUUGGGCCGACCGGACGGUAAGAGGGACGAAAAGUAUACACUGAAGCCUGUGGCUGAGGAGCUGAAAACUCUGCUGGGAAAAGAAAUUCUAUUUUUGAACGAUUGUAUUGGACCCGAGGUGGAGACUGCUUGUGCCAAUCCAGCGCCUGGUACCAUUAUUCUAUUAGAAAAUUUGAGAUUUCAUAUUGAGGAGGAAGGUAAAGGAGUAGGUCCUGAUGGAAGUAAGGUUAAAGCUGAUAAAGAUAAGGUUGUCGAAUUUAGAGCAUCUCUGAGAAAGCUAGGAGAUGUGUACAUAAAUGAUGCCUUUGGAACUGCUCAUCGUGCUCAUAGUUCUAUGAUGGGAGAUGGAUUUGAUAUAAGAGCAAGUGGUUUUCUGUUGAAGAAGGAGCUUGAAUAUUUUGCAAAGGCUCUAGAUAAUCCAGAAAGACCAUUUUUGGCUAUACUUGGAGGGGCUAAGAUUGCUGACAAGAUCCAGUUAAUCAAUAAUCUCUUGGACAAAGUGAAUGAAAUGAUUAUUGGAGGUGGUAUGGCUUACACAUUCUUAAAAGUGUCUAAAGAUAUGAAGAUUGGAAAUUCAUUGUUUGACGAAGAAGGAGCAAAAAUCGUGAAUGAUCUGUUAGAUAAAGCAAAAAAAAAUAAUGUACAAAUUCACUUACCAGUGGAUUUUGUGACCGCUGAUAAAUUUGCAGAGAAUGCAGCGGUGGGCGCUGCAGAUAUUGAGAAUGGUAUACCUGAUGGUUGGAUGGGUCUCGACAUCGGCCCAAAAUCGAGAGAUUUGUUUGCUGAACCAAUUAAGAGAGCAAAGGUCAUAGUGUGGAAUGGCCCAGCGGGAGUGUUUGAAUUCGAGAACUUCAGCAAGGGUACAAAAAGCCUGAUGGACAACGUCGUUGAGGCCACAAUUCGGGGAACGAUUACCAUUAUCGGCGGCGGGGACACAGCGACGUGUGCGGCUAUGUGGAAAACGGAGGAUAAAGUUAGCCACGUAAGCACCGGCGGCGGUGCGAGUCUGGAACUCCUGGAGGGUAAAGUAUUACCCGGAGUCGCCGCCCUGUCUUCAUCGUAAAUCUGUCUUCGAAAUAUUGAUGUAAAAACUAAUUGUUUUGUGAUGAGCGUUUACGAGUUAUAUAGAAAUUAACGAGUAGCGUUUGGAGAAUAUGAGGACACAAAGAUGUUGUCGAACUUAGGACGUUAGUGUGAUUACUGUAGAACGAAGACGUAUCUAUUUUUUCUCUGUUGUUGGUGUAAUCAUAAUCGCUUCAUUUAUAUUUUUUGGAAUCCCAAUAUUCAUUCUCGAGAAAUAUUGAAAUUAUAUGUUAUUGAACUCUAUAGUACAAUUAUAUUAAUGUACAGUUAUAGAGAAGAUACUGAUUGUAUAUUAUGGAAAAUGUAAUAUAUUAAGAUAAUCCGUAAAUCCAUAUUGUACAUUAGCUGUUAAGGAAAUAAUUGUAAGGAGAGACAGUCGCCGUUAUACUAAAUAUAAUCGUCCCUGCACGGUAAAAAGUUCGCUCAUAGUUUGAACACAGACUUCGAAUUAUUCUGCAUCGUGUUAAACUGUAAAUAUUAUCUUUUAUUUAAUAGAGAAAUUAUAUACUUGCGGCCGUCUGUAAUGUCGGAAAAAUAAAUAUUAAAUAUUCGAUUUUA
This is a messenger RNA of Solenopsis invicta (red fire ant), 2436 nucleotides long. It is a transcript of the gene Pgk, whose product is annotated as phosphoglycerate kinase. Gene Ontology annotation, biological process: glycolytic process; gluconeogenesis. Gene Ontology annotation, molecular function: ATP binding; ADP binding; phosphoglycerate kinase activity. NCBI's taxonomy places the organism in Eukaryota, Metazoa, Arthropoda, Insecta, Hymenoptera, Formicidae. Gene Ontology annotation, cellular component: cytosol. The transcript is spliced from 6 exons. The record is from RefSeq and is a predicted model, not a curated record. The coding region runs from base 365 to 1858 and encodes 497 amino acids.